GAAGUGCACUAGUUGGCUCAAGUAUCCAACACAGGACAGGGACGACUGAGGAACCAUGAGAGGAGUCAGGCUCCUUUUAGAAUGGGCGCUACCAUGGCUCAUUCUAAGUCUUGGACUAUCUGCAGUCUCCUCUGUACAAGUUCAAAAAGUGGGAGAAAUGGCAGUGAUUAAAGAAGUGAGAGGUUCCCACAUCAACCAGUUCUGCAGCACAUGGGGGAACUUCCUUUACAAGACUUUUGAUGGGGCUUUCUUCCACCUUCCCUCCACCUGUAACUACAUCUUUACAUCCCAGUGUAAGGGCAGCUAUGAGAGUUUCAAUAUUCAGCUCCAGCGACAGGAAGUGGACGGGGAAGUCUCCAUCACCAGAAUUCUGAUGAAACUGAAUGGGAUUGUGGUGGAGUUUGCCAACACUUCGGUUAUGGUCAUGAAUAAACCUGUCUCCAUACCAUUCAGUGAGGGUGGCAUUUCAAUUGAGGAAACCAUGUCCUAUAUUAAAGUUGAGGCUAAGUUGGGACUGACAUUCAUGUGGAAUCAAAUGGACUCUGUCUGGGUGGAGCUGGAUGCCAAAUUCAAGAAUCAAACUUGCGGCCUGUGUGGAGACUUCAAUGAAAUCAAGCUUUCUGAUGAGUUUGUCCAGUCAGAGGUUUCCAUAAGUCCUGAAGAAUAUGCGAUGAACUGGAAAGUUGAUAGUCCCACUGAAACUUGCAAAGUGGUUUCUUCCCAGGCUAACAACAAUUGUUCAGAUGGGAACAAACGCUGCAAGAAGUUGCUGUCAGGACCUGAAUUUAAAAGCUGUCGCAAACUAAUUGACUCUGAGUCCUUCAUGAAAGCCUGUGUGGAAGACUUCUGUUACUGCAACAGCAACAGCAGUUCAUGCUUAUGUUCGACUGUGUCUGAGUACGCCCGACAGUGCGCCCAUGCAGGUGGACAGCCAAAGCAGUGGAAGACAAAACAAUUGUGUGAAAAAACAUGCCCUUUCAACAUGGAGUAUAAGGAGUGUGGUAGUCCCUGCAUUGAUACCUGCAAAUACCGGCAGAAAAGUCAGCUGUGUGAUGAGCACUGCAUCGACGGAUGCUUCUGUCCUGCUGGUACAAUCCUUGAUGAUAUCUCAGAAAGUGGAUGUGUUCCUGUUGAGCAGUGCCCGUGUUUCCACGAAGGCGAGACGUAUAAUACUGGGGAAUCAAUCAUAAUGCCCUGUAAAAACUGCACCUGUUCAAAGGGUGAGUGGAGCUGUAUAGAUGCAAACUGUCCUGCUGUCUGUUCCAUCAGAGGAGGCUCUCACUUCUCCACCUAUGAUUAUAAGACAUACAAUUUCCAUGGAAAAUGUUCCUAUAUUUUGUCCAAGAUUGAAGACAAUGCUUUUACUGUGCUUGGUGAUUUCGACAAAUGUGAAAGGUCUGAAAAAUCAACUUGUCUGUCUGCCGUCACACUUCUGUAUCAAAAUCACACGAUAAUUGAAGUUAAAGACAAAAAUGAAGUCUCAUAUAACCAACGGGUCUUUGAACUUCCUUUUUUCCUGGAUGACAUUAAAAUCUUCCGUCCUUCUACAUUCUUUACCAUAAUCCACACAAACUUUGGGCUUGAUCUCGAGAUUCAGGUCGUACCAAUUAUGCAGCUCUACAUCAGAGCCGAUGUCUCAUUGAAGAGUAAAGUUAUGGGUCUUUGUGGAGAUUUCAAUGAUAACUCAGCAGAUGACUUCAAAACUACAAGUGGACUUCCUGAAAGAACACCAGAGGCAUUUGCCAACACAUGGCGAACCAAAUUAAAUUGUCCAGAUGUGAAAAAUGACCUUGCAGACCCCUGCACUUUAAGCAUUGACAAGAACACAUAUGCAAAAACCUGGUGCUCCCUCCUGACAGACACAACAGGGAUUUUUUCACAUUGCCAUUCUAAAAUAGACCCAGAAGAGUACUAUGCUACUUGCCUUUAUGACACUUGUGCCUGUGAAAACAGCGAGGAGUGCAUGUGUGCCACCUUGUCCUCAUAUGUCCAUGCAUGUGCUGCUGAAGGUGUAUCCCUGAAAGGCUGGAGAACAGAUGUUUGCAACAAAUACACAACAUGCCCUUCGACAUUUGUGUACAAUUACAAAAUGACACACUGCGGUCGAACUUGCCGCUCUCUGAGUCAGUCGGACGUGACUUGCAAGGUUAAGGUUACCCCCGUUGACGGCUGUGGUUGUGCUAAAGGAUCUUUUCUAAAUGAGAAAGGAGUUUGUGUGUCAGCUUCAGAGUGCUCCUGUUAUGCAGGAAACAAAGUGAUACAACCUAGGGAGAAGGCCGAUGUCCAAGGACAAACAUGCACCUGCCACGCUGGAAAAUUAAGUUGUAAAGGAGAGCCAGUAGCUGAGACAUGCACCAGUCCCAUGGUUUUCUUCGAUUGCUCCAACUCCAAAGCACACUUAAAGGAAAAGGGGUCAGAGUGCCAGAGGAGCUGCGUCACAAUGGACUCUGAAUGUGUGAGUUCACAGUGCGUCUCAGGGUGUGUGUGUCCUGAUGGCCUGCUAUCAAAUGGGAAAGGAGGGUGUGUAAAGGAGGAAGACUGUCCUUGCCCCCAUGAUGGAAAAUACUAUAACCCAGAAGAAAAAAUCAAAGUGGACUGUAAUACAUGCACAUGCAAAAACAGGAAAUGGGAAUGCACAGAAAAUGACUGUGGUGCGACCUGCACCAUAUAUGGAGAGGGGCAUUAUACUACUUUUGAUAAAAAGAAAUUUGUCUUUAAGGGGGAUUGUGGCUACAUCUUCUCUCAGGAUUAUUGUGGAGACGAUGUGAAUGGUACCUUCAGGGUCCGGACCGAAAACAUCCCAUGUAUUGAAAGUGGAAGCAUUUGCUCCACCAGUAUUAAACUCUACUUGGGGAGGAAAGAAAUUGUUCUGUCAGACGAAAGUGUCAAAGUUAUCAGUCAAAGCAACGGGAUUGACAUACCUUUUAAAGUCCACACUAUGGGUAUAUAUGUCGUCAUUGAGGCAAAUAAUGGCCUUCUUCUAAUCUGGAAUAAGAAAACAACAAUCAUGAUCAAACUCAGCUCCACAUUCAAGGGCAAAGUUUGUGGCCUGUGUGGAAAUUAUGAUGGGGCUAUCAAGAAUGAUUUCACUACCAGAAGCAACGCAGUUGUAGUUAAUCCAACAGAGUUUGGAAACAGUUGGAAACUGUCAUCCUCCUGCUCAGAUGUAAACACCACACUGAACCCGUGUGCUCUGUACUCUAACAGACGUGCAUGGGCAGAGAAACACUGCAGCAUUAUCAAAAGUGAAGUGUUUUCUGCCUGCCAUGGCAAGGUGGAGCCAGAACAGUACUAUGAGGCUUGUGUGGCAGAUACGUGUGCCUGCAACACGGGAGGAGAUUGUGAGUGUUUCUGCUCAGCUGUAGGAGCAUAUGCAGAAGCAUGUAAUGAGGCUGGAGCCUGCGUGAAGUGGAGAACCCCCACCAUAUGCCCUCUGUUCUGUGACUAUUACAACCCUGAUGGAGAGUGUGAGUGGCACUACGCUCCAUGUGGAAAACCAUGCAUGAAGACAUGUAGGAAUCCUUCAGGGAAAUGUUACAAUAAACUUCCACCACUGGAAGGGUGUUAUCCAUCAUGCCCGUGGGAGCAGCCUUAUUUUGAUGAAGUUAGCAUGAAGUGUGUGUCUGAGAAAGAGUGCGGCUGCUAUGAUGAAGACGGAAACCAUUAUAAAGAUGGAGAGUCAAUACCUGCAAGUGAAAAUUGUCACAAGUGUUCUUGCUCUUCAACACAGCCGAGAUGUAUUUAUGAUGUGAAUGCUUGUACCUGUGUCUACAUGAAUAACACCUACAAAUAUGACACUACAGUCUAUGAAACACAUGAUGGAGAUGGAACCUGCAUCUCUGUUGUUUGUGGACCAAAUGGAACCAUUAUAGGAAAAAUGGUACCAUGUAUACAUACACCAACAGCACCUUUUACAUUUACUACGACUGCAAGUACUACAGAGCAGCCUGUAACUACAACUAAACCUGUUCCUACAGUCACAACUCAGGCAGUAACAUCAAUUCUGACUUUUUCAACUACAAGAGUUUCCACAAGUUCUAAAACUACAAUGGUGUCUUUGUCAUCGUUAAAUCCAUCUUCAACAACGUCUACAGUCACUGAAAGCCCCACAACUGAAAUAGUAUCAACCACAAUACCUUACAUAAAAACAACUAGCACUGAAAAACCCACAACUACAAACAUAAUUACACAAAAAUCUACUACACCUUAUACAGCAACCACAAUCAAAUUUACAAAAGUCUCCACAACACCUUACACAGAGACUCCUACUACAACAAUAGAGACUGAAAAAUCCACAGUCACAACAGCUCAAAUUGAAAGUACUACUACCAAUCCCGAAACAUCUACUACAACACCCAGUGACUGCUAUAUUUGCAAAUGGUCAAAUUGGAUUAACAAUGACUAUCCUGGACACAAUAGAGAUGGAGAUUAUGAAACAUUAGAAAAGAUUUCUGAUCCAGAUUUGAGUGUUUGUAGAAAACCACUAGAAAUUCAGUGUCGAGCCAAUUUUUUUAAAGAUGUGCCUUUAGAAGAUUUAAAUCAAAAUGUAACCUGCAGCCCUACAGAUGGACUAAUCUGUCGUAAUAAGGAUCAGACACCUCCAAAAUGUUAUGAUUAUGAAAUUCGGGUAAAAUGUUGCACUUACAUAUGUGGGACUAGCACAACAACAAUUCAUACAGGAAAAACUACCCCAACAAUAGAGACUGAAAAAUCCACACCAAUAAUUACAUCAAAACCUACAACACCUCAUAUAGAAACUACAACUACUGGCACUCAAACAUCUGAAACUACAAACAUAAUUACAGAAACAGUCUCCACAACAACAAUUCAUGCAAAAACAACUACCCCAACAAUAGAGACUGAAAAAUCCACAGUCACAACAGCUCAAAUUGAAAGUACUACUACCAAUCCCGAAAUAUCUACUACAGCACCCAGUGACUGCUAUAUUUGCAAAUGGUCAAAUUGGAUUAACAAUGACUAUCCUGGACACAAUAGAGAUGGAGAUUAUGAAACAUUAGAAAAGAUUUCUGAUCCAGAUUUGAGUGUUUGUACAAAACCACUAGAAAUUCAGUGUCGAGCCAAUUUUUUUAAAGAUGUGCCUUUAGAAGAUUUAAAUCAAAAUGUAACCUGCAGCCCUACAGAUGGACUAAUCUGUCGUAAUAAGGAUCAGACACCUCCAAAAUGUUAUGAUUAUGAAAUUCGGGUAAAAUGUUGCACUUACAUAUGUGGGACUAGCACAACAACAAUUCAUACAGGAAAAACUACCCCAACAAUAGAGACUGAAAAAUCCACACCAAUAAUUACUUCAAAACCUACAACUCCUCAUACAGAAACUACAACUACUGGCACUCAAACAUCUGAAACUACAAACAUAAUUACAGAAACAGUCUCCACAACAACAAUUCAUGCAAAAACAACUACCCCAACAAUAGAGACUGAAAAAUCCACAGUCACAACAGCUCAAAUUGAAAGUACUACUACCAAUCCCGAAAUAUCUACUACAGCACCCAGUGACUGCUAUAUUUGCAAAUGGUCAAAUUGGAUUAACAAUGACUAUCCUGGACACAAUAGAGAUGGAGAUUAUGAAACAUUAGAAAAGAUUUCUGAUCCAGAUUUGAGUGUUUGUAGAAAACCACUAGAAAUUCAGUGUCGAGCCAAUUUUUUUAAAGAUGUGCCUUUAGAAGAUUUAAAUCAAAAUGUAACCUGCAGCCCUACAGAUGGACUAAUCUGUCGUAAUAAGGAUCAGACACCUCCAAAAUGUUAUGAUUAUGAAAUUCGGGUAAAAUGUUGCACUUACAUAUGUGGGACUAGCACAACAACAAUUCAUACAGGAAAAACUACCCCAACAAUAGAGACUGAAAAAUCCACACCAAUAAUUACAUCAAAACCUACAACACCUCAUAUAGAAACUACAACUACUGGCACUCAAACAUCUGAAACUACAAACAUAAUUACAGGAACAGUCUCCACAACAACAAUUAAUGUAGAAACAACUACCCCAACAAUAGAGACUGAAAAAUCCACACCAAUAAUUACAUCAAAACCUACAACUCCUCAUACAGAAACUACAACUACUGGCACUCAAACAUCUGAAACUACAAACAUAAUU
This is a messenger RNA of Xiphophorus couchianus (Monterrey platyfish), 6109 nucleotides long. RefSeq names its product mucin-5B-like. Lineage: Eukaryota; Metazoa; Chordata; Actinopteri; Cyprinodontiformes; Poeciliidae. Gene Ontology annotation, cellular component: extracellular matrix. The transcript is spliced from 30 exons. Gene Ontology annotation, molecular function: protein binding. The annotation marks the transcript as partial. The record is from RefSeq and is a predicted model, not a curated record.